Messenger RNA from Leucoraja erinaceus (little skate), 4007 nucleotides. RefSeq names its product protein ATP1B4-like. Gene Ontology annotation, cellular component: nuclear inner membrane; sodium:potassium-exchanging ATPase complex. Bases 844 to 1821 code for a protein of 325 amino acids. Gene Ontology annotation, biological process: regulation of DNA-templated transcription; sodium ion transport; potassium ion transport. The transcript has 9 exons. The record is from RefSeq and is a predicted model, not a curated record. Lineage: Eukaryota; Metazoa; Chordata; Chondrichthyes; Rajiformes; Rajidae.
AUAGAUAAGGAAGUGGAUACAUAGAUAAGGAAGUGGAUAGUGUGAAAUCAGGACAAAGGGGAUGAAGAUCAAGGAAAAUGUAGAACGGAUCAUUGUUAGCUGGGAGAAAGUAACAACAAAGGCACAGGAAUAUGCAUGGAAUUGGAGUGAUAUGGAUCAAGUGCUGGCAGAGGAGAAUCUCUAGUUCAACUUGGCUUUGUGUUUGGCAUGGAUAUUGUGGGCCAAAGGGCCUGUUCAUGUGCUAUGUUGUGUGUUAGAACUUGUCAGUGCUUUCUUGAUCAGUAGAGUUUGACUCAAUCCCUCUCUGAAAGUAAGUUAUUGGCUUGGAACUCUCAUUGCAAAGGCAACAUGAAAAUGGGCAAGGUAGGAACUUUUGAUACUGUUGUUUGUUUGGCCUUUUAUAAUUCCUGGUAUGAUUUGCUGAACUUUACUUCAAGGAAAUUGACCCCACGUGCAGACCUCCUAAGCAGUGUGUUAAAUAUAGAUCCCCAAGCCAUUAACAUUUUGCUCUUGGGGGAUGAUUGACAGCAACACAUUGACUUAAAGGGAGCGAUCUUAUUCAGGAAUCAAAAACGAGAGCGUUUUUAUUUUCAAGUAACUGAUCAAAGAGUAUUUACCACACAGGCAAAAGCCAAUGUCAUAAGGUUCUGGGAAAUCUUGUGCCGUUCCAGAUUCUGGGGGAAUAUUAAAGGACAAGCAAUGUAAGAGUGGUUCCUGUUAACGACGUCACCCUUUUGAUGGAAGAUAGUUAUUUUUUGACCCGUAAAUUCAAUCCCUCUCUUCGCAAGGUCAUCGCCACAACACGGAAUUGCCGGCCCGCCGCUGCAGGGAAAACUGAGAGCCAUGGCGAUGAAUUCUACACCUGGUGGUGAAGUGGAACGCCUUAGGAACGAUGUGAAGUUGCCGGUAAGUAUAGACACGCCGAGAGACAAGGGGGAAGGCCACGCAGAAGCGCAGGGAGUGACGAAUGUGGCUGGUGGCAAACGUGGCAAAAAAUCGGAUGAAAGAAUGCGCCAGUUUAAAACUUUCCUGUGGAACCCGGAAAAGAAAGAAUUCAUGGGAAGAACGUCGAAGAGUUGGUCUCUUAUUCUACUGUUCUAUGUCUGUUUAUAUUCCCUUCUGGCUGGAAUGUUUUCUCUGUGCAUUUAUGGGAUGCUAUCAACAUUGAGUCCGUAUACACCAACAUACCGAGACCGUGUCAACAAUCCAGGGAUGAUGAUAAGACCAUAUCUCGGUGGAGUUUCAAUCAGGUUCAAACCAACAGUCGAGGCCACGUGGUCACAGUAUGUGCAAAACCUGCAAGAUUUCCUUGCACCUUAUAACGAUAGUAUCCAGGCUAUGAAGAACAUUCCAUGUUCCCCCGGGGAAUACUUCAUGCAAGAUGGUGACGAAAGUGAAGAAAGACUGGCUUGUCAGUUUAAUCGGGCUACGCUGAAAAACUGCUCUGGAAUUGAAGAUCCAACUUUUGGAUAUUCUAUAGGAAAGCCCUGCAUUCUUCUGAAGAUGAACAAAAUCAUUGGUUAUUUGCCGGGCCUGGGAACGACUCCGUACGUGACCUGUGAAAUCCUGAAAGUAGAGAGCAAUGCAACGUUUCACUUCUACCCAGAGAAUGGAGCCUUUGAUCUCAUGUACUAUCCCUAUUAUGGCAAACUGACACAUGUGAAUUAUUCAACCCCACUGGUGGCGGUGCAGUAUGAAAAUAUGGAGAGUCAUUUGAAAGUGAACAUUCAAUGCAAAAUACAUGGGCCUGGCAUAAAAAACGACAUCUUUCAAGACAAAUAUUCCGGCAGAGUUUCCUUCAAUCUUAAUAUUGAUGAAUAAUGCAAGAUAUGGGUUUCUACUGGAGAGAUAUAGACAAGGGCAUGGUGCCGAUCACUUGGUUUGGUAGCCAGGUUUCUGAACAAUCUUUGUUGUCAGCAUUACUAUGCUAUUGCUAAGAUACAGAAACUUAGCAGGCUAAUCUCAACCACUCUGAAUUUAUUGCUAGAAGUUUUAUUUGAAGUUAGAAUUUAUGUUAGUUUUGGUACAACAAUGAUAAACCAUAUUGCUGUAAAGUUUCAACUAUAUUAAAAUUAUAACUCUUUGGUUAUAAAUUACAUAAACUAUGGAUGAGAUGAUAAUUAUUCUAUUUAAUUCUCUAAUUGAAUAGCUAUUUGUUUGAAAUUUCUACACUUGCAUGCCUCGGUUUCCUGAUAGACAUAAAUGUUUUGUAGUGACAUUGUGGGCAGUGGGCAGGUGCUAUAGACCUGCGCGGGAAGGUAGACGCUCCCGCCCGCACUAGUCUCGGGCAGAUGAGGCUCGUCAGCCUGGGAAGGCAGUCCAUCUAGGAGAGGGAAAACGCUGAUUUAAAACCUCCACUGCCUUGUGGCCAUAUCCAGUCGUGGAAAAGGCUCCAGGAGUAAACCUCAAGAUAAUCCGGAGUCGGAGCCACUAAGGCAGUUCGUCGUUGUCUACAACCUCGCUCUGGCAGCUCCUGCGAUGGCGCUGGUGCCAAACUGUAACGGCCCUGCUGUUCCUUUGGAUCGAUCAGCGACGUGGAGAGGGGGGGACGUGCUGCAUGGGCAACAGCCUGUCCUCCAUAUGACAUCGCCCAGGCUUGCAUCCAACCAGGAUGCAUCACCCAUGGUCAGUCAUGAUUGAGAGGGGCCUACUAGAUUGAAAUUCGUUUUUUUUUAAAAACAAGUGUUUGCGUAAUAAUGAACUAUGCACAGAGAAUUGCCAAAGAUUUUAGUUCCUCAUUAGACCCAGUAGUCUGGGUACAACGUGCAAAAUAUCAGGUUAAUUUCACCAAGUGUUCCAUAAAAGGCUCAUGUAAUUCUACACUGAAGGUGAUCUUAAGUCAUUCGCCCUGUUAAUGUUAUGGAGCUGGUUGUAUUUUCCGUGGCACACAAAUAGAACCCUAUUAGUCAUACAACAAAGACACAGGACCUUUGCUGCACCUGAUUGAUGCCACCCUUUGGGUACUGAUCUAUACUAAAACCAGCACAUGCCUUAGUGACUGAAGUGUGCUUCUGGAUACUUAACUGCCUCCACCACCCACCACUCAUUGCAUUCCAGAUACCAACCACCAUCUGGGUGAAAGAGUUCUUCCUCAGAUCCUCUUUAAAACCUUUACCUUGAAGCUUAAGCUAUGCCCUCUAGUUUUUUGACACCUCUGCUAUGGGGAAAGCUUUCCUCCUUUCUACCCUUACAUUUAUUUGAAAUUUCUACCUUGAGUGCCUGAGUUUUCUGACAGAAAUAAAUAUUUUGUAUUGAAAUUGUUUAUUUUACAUAAUUUCUAUUAGUCUAUCAGUCUCCCCCUCAAUCUCCACGGCCUUUCCAAUCUCUUUCCAUAUCUGAAAGAUAUCAAGCAAAAUCCUAGUGAAUUUCUUCACCAUCCUCUUCAGUGGACCUAUGUUCUUCCACUAGUGAGGUGACCAGAACUGCACACAGUACUCCAGCUGCGACAUAACUAAUGUUUUAGAAAGUUGUACUAUAUAAUCUUUCUGGUUUUAUAUGCUGUGGUUCAGCUAAUAAUCCCAUUUGACUUCUUCACCACCUUAUCUACUUGUGCUGCCAUCUUCAUGGAUCUUUGGUCUUGUACACCAAGUUCCUUCUGUUCUUCAUUACUCUCUGGACCCCUACCAUCCAUUAUCCAUGUUCUAAUUUUGUUAGUGCUCUCAAAGUGUAUUACCUCAUAUUUGUGAGGAGAUCAUUUCAUCCGCCAUUGUUUUGCCAAUUUUGCUAAUUGAUCAAUAUCACUACCCUCUUCUUCUGCAACUCCACCAAUUGCAAACUAACUAAUCAUAUCUCCUAUAUUCAUAUCCAAAUUGUCAAUGUAUGUAACAAAUGUUAGUCCCAGAUAGAUAGAUAGAGCUCUUAAAGAUAGCGGAGUCAAGGGGUAUGGGGAGAAGGCAGGAACGGGGUACUGAUUGUGGAUGAGCAGCUGUGAUCACAUGGCGGUACUGGCUCGAAGGGCCGAAUGGCCUACUCCUGCACCUGUUGUCUAUUGUCUAUCAUGACACACC